Molecule: messenger RNA, 307 nt
Organism: Medicago truncatula (barrel medic)
Lineage: Eukaryota; Viridiplantae; Streptophyta; Magnoliopsida; Fabales; Fabaceae
Exons: 2
Coding region: 86-292 (68 amino acids)
Source: RefSeq, a predicted model, not a curated record
GUUUAGCCAGCCCAUGUGAUCUCUCUCCUUCUCACAACAUAGCCAUAGGCCAUAGCAGAGUGUGAGAAUUAGGAACCAGACAUCAAUGGCGAUAACGAAUUUCAUUCUGACGGUUGCCGGUGUAAGCGCCGUCGUGCUUCUUCUACGAAGCGAUGUGAAGAAAUCAGCUUCAAUAUUCAAACAAAACGUUAAACACAUUCGUCACUGGCUUGAAGAAGAAACCGCUACUUCUUCUUCCAAGGUUACAAAAGAACUACAAUCAAAGGUUCCUCCAAAAGACAUACCUAAGUAGGAUAAGCACUAGUGU